This is a messenger RNA of Oikopleura dioica, 624 nucleotides long. The record is from the annotation of a GenBank genome assembly. Lineage: Eukaryota; Metazoa; Chordata; Appendicularia; Copelata; Oikopleuridae.
AUGAAGGGGUUCUUCAUCGCUAAGAAUAGCAUGAAUCGAAAGCCGAAGAAGAGCAAAAAUGUGUUAACACGGCAGAGAAGCUACACUUUGUCACCAGAACAAAACUGCCGGCAGGUGGGCUCGAUCCAGAGCUUUGCGAAUCGCGAUAGCCACCAUUUUGAUAAGUACAUCAAAAAUGCGUUGACCACGCGGCCGAGGAGACUGAGCGAACUGGACUCGAACACCGGUACACCGAAUGACCGAUCGCAUCAAAUGUCGGCUCUUUCGCAAGUGAGGUUUACGGACAACUCCUUGGAUCGUUUCCGUCCUCGGAAUCAACGAGGGCAGCGUCCUCGCCUUCCAUCAAAGAACAGAGACUUCAUCUCUGCACAGUACAAGAGCACUCAAGCGCUGCAGAGGCCGAGGAGUCUCUCGAACUCGGAAAGGCCCGAGAAGAUGAGGAAGCUGAUAUCUGCGCCGAUGGUUGUCGGACAGCACGGUCGAGAGCGCGAGACUUUAGACGAGUCGACCCGAGAGAGCUUGCCAAAACGAAAGUCAAAUGCAACUGUCACUUCUGACCAAUCUAACCGUUCUGUCACCAGCAUCAGACAAAUUUUACAUCGACUCUGUCCCUCGCUUCGCUAA